Molecule: messenger RNA, 2438 nt
Organism: Haliaeetus leucocephalus (bald eagle)
Lineage: Eukaryota; Metazoa; Chordata; Aves; Accipitriformes; Accipitridae
Gene: PPA2
Product: pyrophosphatase (inorganic) 2
Exons: 14
Coding region: 442-1221 (259 amino acids)
Biological process (GO): phosphate-containing compound metabolic process
Cellular component (GO): extracellular exosome; cytoplasm
Molecular function (GO): magnesium ion binding; inorganic diphosphate phosphatase activity
Source: RefSeq, a predicted model, not a curated record
CCCCGUUUCAUGACAUUCCACUGUUUGCUGGAUCUAAAGAGGAUAAAGAGAUUCCUGCAAAGAGGUCAAAGACUACUGGAACUGAGGAAUUAGGAAAUGCACUUUUGACUUCUGUGAGCAAAUGGAUUCCUCCCUCUGCCCCCCUUCAAGGAGACUCCUUCUGAAGAAACUGUCAGCCAGCAGAGUUGGCAUGAGGCUAGCCUGUAGGAACUACUCCAUCUGGCCUGUUGUACAGUCUGCUGUCAUGAAGUGGAGUCCCUUCUACAUUAGGCGCUUGCAGAGUUGGAUUAAAUCUAGACAGCAGUAAGCAGCAUCUCAUAAGCAGACCAGUUCACUGCUGUCAUACUAAGGCUGUUAAAUGGUUUGUUUGGGAGGAGAAGAGCAUAGAACCAUUGGAAUUACUUUAAUCAGGCUGUGGCAUUGACCCCGGUCCUGUUUAAUAUGAUUGUAGAAGUGCCUCGUUGGACAAAUGCAAAAAUGGAGAUUGCCACUGAGGAGCCGUUGAAUCCCAUUAAACAAGAUAUAAAGAAAGGCAAGCUUCGAUAUGUGGCAAAUAUCUUUCCUCACAAGGGUUAUAUAUGGAAUUAUGGUGCCUUCCCACAGACCUGGGAAGAUCCAAACCAUACAGAUAACAUUACAGGAUGUUGUGGGGAUAAUGAUCCUAUUGAUGUUUGUGAAAUAGGUUCAAAGAUUCGUUCUUCUGGUGAGAUUGUUCAGGUGAAGGUCUUGGGUGUUUUAGCUCUAGUUGAUGAAGGAGAGACAGAUUGGAAGAUAAUUGCUAUCGGUGUGGAUGACCCAGAAGCUCAGAAAAUCCAUGAUAUUGAUGAUGUCAAGAGGCACAAACCAGGUUACCUUGAGGCUACGGUUGACUGGUUCCGAUUCUAUAAAGUCCCUGAUGGUAAACCGGAAAAUCAGUUCGCUUUUAAUGGAGAAUUUAAAGACAAGGAUUUUGCUGUUGAAAUUAUUAAAUCCACCCAUGAAUACUGGAAAGCUUUGCUUCAUAAAAAGGCUGAUGGAGGCACUAUUAAGUGCACAAAUGUUCUGGUGAGUGGCAGCCCAUUUUGUUGCAGUGAGGAGGAUGCCCGAUUGAUUGUGCAGUCGGCACCAGUGCCUGUGAAUGGAGAUUCUGUUUCCCCAGAAGGGUGGAGCAGAGGGAAGAGGAGGACUUGCUUGUUUGUUUCUGAAUCUCAGAAGUCCAGAAUUGCUCUUAUCCACUCCUGAAGUGUAGUAUCAAAUGAGAUGGGAGAUAAGGUGUUUUCAACCUUGUUCUCCAGAUUUUGGGAUAAUCCAGCCAUCAGGUGCAUAGAAGACUCUGUUAAUUUGUAUCUUAGGGCUUGUCUGGCCACCCUUACUGUAAUCUGUUUCAAGGAGACAAUAAUCUUUAUGUAAUAGGCUUAGCAGUUUACCAUGUUCUUCAAUAUGCAGCUGUGCAUUGUUUCCUGAGUUGUAUUCACUGUUCUGCCCAGUUGUCUUUGCAUGCUUCAUAGAGUUAUGAGCAGAGCAUACUUGUUUUAAAAAAACAAAUACAACUUCACUCCAAAGAGUAAUUCAACUAGGAAGGGCUAAUGCUGUAACAAUUGAAGUAAGGAUGCAUGUGUGCUCUGUACUACAUCCUGUUUUGAUAACUUGUGUGUUCCAUCACACAGGAAGGACUUUCCGUAUGGAAAGCUUCCAUUUUUAGAAUUGUGUAUGCCUGAUGGCUUUUCAUAGUUCCUCAUUCAGUGAGACAAGAUUAAUAAAAUGUAUAGAACUGAGCUUUGUGCUUUCAUGGUAAAAAUAUCUGCCGUUUUUUCUACUGCAGGAUUAUAUCUGGCCUGUUUGUACCCAUGGUGUUCAUUAAAAACAAAACCAAAAAAAGCCAGCUGUUAAGUAGAAAGAGAGGAAAUGAUAACAUAGACAGACAGCUUUAUCCAGCUUGUUACUGAGACCAAAGGUGAGCAUUGUCUGCUUUGUAUGAUGACUGAAACAAGGUUAAUAUCGCUGACACACAAUGGAGAUGGAAGAUAAAGAACUGAAAAAGUUAGGCUGUGGCUUGCCAUAGAGGACUAACUUUUCUUUACAAAGAAUAAGUUAUUAGUAAGAAAGCUUAUGCCUUUGGGAAUGUUUCUUUGAUUUUAGGAGGUGAUUUUCCUGGUCUAGAGACUUUCCUGUAGAAUACUGUGUAGUGUGUAAGCACCAGUCACUUUGGACAUCUCAGUUUGGGCCUCAGCACUUAGGAGUAGAGAGAGUUCUCCCAUCUGCAUAGAGUUUUGCAUUGUUUUAUACACAGAGUUUAGGUGUGGUAUGAAAAAUGCAACGUAAACCUCAGAUAUUAAGGACUAAUUUUUUUUUAAGUCAAGAGAUACGUUACAUCCAACAUACAUUUACACUACUGAUUUCCCAUACUUUAUUUUAUACUUUAGAAUUCUAAGUAUGUGCAGCAUUGUACCUACAGAUAU